GGUUCAAAUUUUAGCCGAGCGCUCUACGAAUCGGUCGAAAAUAAAAAAUAAUUUUCACUGAACGAAUAAGGUUUGCAAAAAUAAUUAAAAUAACAAAAUUCUCUGAUAUAAGAAGCGAUCUUUUAAUCACACAGUAGCCAAAAAUGACGCGGACCAAUGUAAUUGAGCUCGGCGAUUGCACACACCAUAAUCUCAAGCAGUUGAAGAAAAUCAAUUCUGUAGUAUUUCCAGUUUCCUAUAAUGACAGGUUUUAUCUCGAUGUUUUAGAAUCUGGUGAACUUGCAAAGCUUGCCUACUAUAAUGAUAUUGUAGUGGGAGCAGUAUGUUGCAGAAUCGACAGCAUUGCUAACCAACGGCGGUUGUACAUAAUGACAUUGGGAUGUUUAUAUCCAUACAGAAGACUAGGAAUUGGUACUGUAAUGCUAAAUCAUAUUCUCAAAUAUGUUGAAGCUGAUGCCAACUUUGAUAACAUAUUCCUGCAUGUUCAAGUCAACAACGAAAGCGCGAUUGAGUUCUACAAAAAGUUUGGCUUCGAAGUUGUGGAUCUUAAAAAGAAUUAUUAUAAGCGGAUUGAGCCAGCGGAUGCUUACGUCCUUCAAAAGAAUCUUAAAGAUGGUUCUACAACAAUUCAAAACGGAAACUCCAUUGAUCAUUAGAUUAUUCCAACAUCUCGUUAUCAGAUUGAAAUCAUCAUUAAAUUAAUUGUCAAGAAACUAUUGAUGGGACAUUAAAAUAGAAUGAAUGGAAAGAAAAAAGUGUUUUUAAAUUUAGAAAGGGAAAAUUUGAUGAUGUUAAUUCAUGACUAUUCAGACUCAAAAUUACUCAAUAUAUUUGUUUGAUGUUUCGGCAUACAUAUUUCUGAAAAGUGAC
This is a messenger RNA of Clunio marinus, 870 nucleotides long. Lineage: Eukaryota; Metazoa; Arthropoda; Insecta; Diptera; Chironomidae. The record is from the annotation of a GenBank genome assembly.